This is a messenger RNA of Chaetomium strumarium, 3437 nucleotides long. RefSeq lists its product as uncharacterized. Gene Ontology annotation, biological process: proton export across plasma membrane; regulation of intracellular pH. NCBI's taxonomy places the organism in Eukaryota, Fungi, Ascomycota, Sordariomycetes, Sordariales, Chaetomiaceae. Bases 318 to 3056 code for a protein of 912 amino acids. Gene Ontology annotation, molecular function: ATP binding; ATP hydrolysis activity; P-type proton-exporting transporter activity. Gene Ontology annotation, cellular component: plasma membrane. The transcript has 4 exons. The record is from RefSeq and is a predicted model, not a curated record.
GGCCAACCUUGCUCAACAGGGGAUGGAAGUGUCGCCUGGUUACGAUCCCGCGAGCAGCAAAGGGUAAGGUCGCGGCUUGUGGACGUCGUAGGCAGGGACUAGGCCUUGAAUGUGUAUGGUGCGUGCGUGGAUUCUGUGGGCGUGACCAAACGGCCCUUUGCUCGCGCUCAAAUAAUAUAAUACGCCGACCACCCACGCUCCCCUCAAACUUUUCUCUUCCUUUCCUACCCUUACGCCACGCCACCCACGCUUUCCACCCACAAAGGCUUUCUCUCCAUCUUCUUGCUACGCGCCCUUUAACACAAUCCGUCGCGCCAAUGGCCGACCACUCCGCUGCCGGCGCUCCCGCGCUGUCAAACUUCGACGAGAAACCGGCCCAGCACGUCACAGAGAAGCGGCCCGUAGAAGAAGAGGAGGAGGAUGAGGACAUUGAUGCGCUCAUCGACGACUUGGAGAGCAACGAUGGCCAUGCCUUUGAAGAGGAAGAGGAAGUCCAGCCCGGCGGUGGCCGUGUCGUCCCCGAGGACAUGCUUCAGACAGACACCCGGGUCGGUCUCGCAUCCGAGGAGGUCAUCCAGCGUCGCCGGAAGUAUGGCCUCAACCAGAUGAAGGAGGAGAAGGAGAACCUUGUUCUCAAGUUCCUCGGUUUCUUCGUCGGCCCUAUCCAGUUCGUCAUGGAGGCCGCUGCUGUCUUGGCUGCCGGUCUUGAGGAUUGGGUUGAUUUCGGCGUGAUCUGCGGAUUACUGCUCCUGAACGCGGUCGUCGGUUUCGUUCAAGAAUACCAGGCUGGCUCAAUUGUUGAUGAACUCAAGAAGACUCUUGCUCUCAAGGCUGUUGUUCUCCGCGACGGAACCCUGAAGGAGGUUGAGGCCCCCGAGGUCGUUCCCGGCGAUAUCUUGCAAGUCGAAGAGGGUACCAUCAUCCCUGCGGAUGGCCGUAUUGUCACCGACGAUGCCUUCCUUCAGGUCGACCAGUCUGCCAUCACUGGCGAGUCGCUCGCUGUCGACAAGCACAAGGGCGACCAGUGCUAUGCUUCCUCGGCCGUCAAGCGUGGUGAGGCCUUUGUGGUCGUCACUGCCACUGGUGACAACACCUUCGUCGGCCGUGCCGCUGCUCUCGUCAACGCUGCGAGCGCUGGCACUGGCCACUUCACCGAGGUGCUCAACGGCAUUGGUACCAUCCUCCUCGUGCUGGUCAUCUUCACCAACUUGGUCGUCUGGGUUUCCAGCUUCUACCGCUCCAACCCGAUUGUCAUGAUUCUCGAGUUCACUCUGGCCAUCACCAUUGUCGGUGUCCCCGUCGGUCUCCCCGCCGUCGUCACCACCACCAUGGCUGUCGGCGCCGCCUACCUCGCCAAGAAGAAGGCCAUCGUCCAGAAGCUCUCGGCCAUUGAGUCUCUUGCCGGAGUCGAGAUCCUGUGCUCUGACAAGACCGGUACCCUGACCAAGAACAAGCUCUCUCUGUCAGAGCCCUACACCGUUGCCGGUGUUGACCCUGAGGAUCUGAUGCUCACUGCCUGCUUGGCUGCUUCGCGCAAGAAGAAGGGUAUGGAUGCCAUCGACAAGGCCUUCCUCAAGAGUCUCAAGUACUACCCGCGCGCCAAGGGUGUCCUGAGCAAGUACAAGGUUCUCGAGUUCCACCCCUUCGACCCCGUCUCCAAGAAGGUCACUGCCGUCGUCGAGUCUCCGCAGGGCGAGCGCAUCACCUGCGUCAAGGGUGCCCCCCUGUUCGUGCUCAAGACCGUGGAGGAGGACCACCCCAUCCCCGAUGAGGUUGACCAGGCCUACAAGAACAAGGUCGCUGAGUUCGCCACCCGUGGUUUCCGCUCGCUCGGUGUCGCCCGCAAGCGUGGUGAGGGCUCCUGGGAGAUUCUCGGCAUCAUGCCCUGCUCCGACCCUCCGCGUCACGAUACUGCCCGCACUAUCAAUGAGGCCAAGUCUCUCGGUCUUUCCAUCAAGAUGCUUACUGGUGAUGCCGUCGGUAUCGCUCGUGAGACUUCCCGUCAACUUGGUCUCGGCACCAACGUCUACAACGCUGAGCGUCUCGGUCUCGGUGGCGGUGGUGAUAUGCCCGGCUCUGAGGUUUACGACUUCGUCGAGGCCGCCGAUGGUUUCGCUGAGGUGUUCCCCCAGCACAAGUACAACGUCGUCGAGAUUCUGCAGCAGCGUGGCUACCUUGUUGCCAUGACUGGUGACGGUGUCAACGACGCUCCCUCGCUCAAGAAGGCCGACACUGGUAUCGCUGUCGAGGGCGCUUCCGAUGCCGCCCGCUCCGCCGCCGAUAUCGUCUUCCUCGCCCCCGGUCUCGGUGCCAUCAUCGAUGCCCUCAAGACUUCGCGCCAGAUUUUCCACCGCAUGUACGCCUACGUCGUCUACCGUAUCGCCCUUUCGAUCCAUCUGGAGAUCUACCUCGGCCUCUGGAUCGCCAUCCUGAACCGUAGCUUGAACAUCGAGCUCGUUGUCUUCAUCGCCAUUUUCGCUGAUGUCGCCACCCUGGCCAUCGCCUACGACAACGCUCCCUACAGCAAGACGCCCGUCAAGUGGAACCUGCCUAAGCUCUGGGGCAUGUCGGUUCUGCUCGGCAUCGUUCUGGCCAUCGGCACCUGGAUUACUGUCACGACCAUGUACGCGCACGGCCGCAACGGUGGUAUCGUUCAGAACUUCGGUAACAUGGACGAGGUCGUGUUCCUCCAAAUCUCGCUCACGGAGAACUGGCUCAUCUUCAUCACCCGUGCCAACGGUCCUUUCUGGUCUUCGCUCCCGUCGUGGCAGCUCACUGGUGCCGUCCUCAUCGUCGACAUUAUCGCCACUCUUUUCACCAUCUUCGGUUGGUUCGAGGACGGCCAGACUUCGAUCGUGGCUGUGGUCCGUGUUUGGGUCUUCUCUUUCGGGAUAUUUUGCAUUAUGGGUGGUCUCUACUACAUCCUGCAAGACAGCGUCGGCUUCGACAACCUCAUGCACGGCAAGUCGCCCAAGGGCAGCCAAAAGCAGCGGUCUCUGGAGGACUUUGUCGUCUCGCUCCAGCGCGUCUCGACCCAGCACGAGAAGUCGCAAUAGGCGACUCGCAUUCAUUUGGGAAUGGAAGGAGGCAGGAUUUGGCCGCGGUUGCUAGGAAGGGGGAUCAAGGAUGCAACCAGCGGGCCAAUCUUUUUCAUUUUCUGAUUUUUGUACGGACUUUAGUAUGGGGGGAUACCCUGAGUCCCUUAAGGACAAUCUAAUAAAGAUGUAAAAUAAUCGUGCGAUCCAGAUGCAUGUGAUCUGCCUGCAUUGUGUGGCCCGGCUGCCCAGCCAGAUUCGGACUCUUCACAUCUUGUUAGCACUCGAGCGGUCAGGAACCACCUGCAUGCGUUGCCACUCACGUGCUGCUCUCCAUCACAACCCCUGCCCAGUUUGGGACCAGCUGAUGAUAACUGAAUUGAAUAGGUAGCAAGUUCAAGU